UUGUCAUUUACAUCAUUAAUGUUGAUGUGCUCGGACAGACUUUUAUAACGCUGCAAGUAACACAAUAUUUACCAUUAUAAGAAAUAAUUACAGGAUUAUUCUGAAGAAUUAAAGGAUAUACAUGUACUAAUUGGCAUUGUGUUUGCGAAAUUACAUGUUGGUGACAGAACAUAUGACCAGUUUUAAAACUGUGAACAAAUGAUCAUGUGAAUAAUUUAGUGAUAUUAAUGGACAUAUUGCGUUUAUUCACAAGCUUAACACUUAAUGGAUUAACACUAUACUAUUACUACACGAAUAACGGUUCCUGAUUUAGUUCCACCAAGACAACGAGAACUGAAGUUAACAUAUUGUUAGAUGUCAACAUGAGACGCAAACGCAAUUCGCAUCUUCUAAAACAUGGGAUGUAGUUCGACAAGUUUGGCCUGGUACACCAUCUUAUUUCUUUCAAUGGCAUUCUCGUCUGCAGCCCCAAUAUCGGAAAUCAAAGAUGGCAAAGAUUCCCCAUCAGAAGGCGAUUCGUUCUUUGCGCAAGCCGUUCAAUAUAAACAGAGAAUCUUCGUUGAACAAGAGCAAACAACAAAAGAGACAACAGUUAAAGAGAAAGCAAAGAAGAAACAAAAGGAAGAUAUAUCUGGAAUGGACAAAACUAUUUUCAAAAAGACCGCCACGUUUCCUACAAUGAAAAUGGGAGGCAAAAAACCGAUUGCCAAAGCUACUAAAACUGUACAUAGAAAAAAGGAUCUCGGUAUAUUUGAUGAUAAUUUCGACGAAUAUGAUGAUCUUGGAGAAUAUGAUGACUAUCUCGAUGGACUUAAUGGGAAAAAUAUCAAAACAACAACUCCAAAACCUAAACCAUCACAGAAUUCAAAUUUUGAAAUGUUGAAUGAUAAAGGACCCGUUUCUCAUAAACAGCGACAUAAAGGCAGCAAACACUCUGUCAAAGUAGAUUGUGAACCCACAAAGGUUAGAAAAUUGUCAAAAAUGCUCGGCCCUGCUUUUAAUCCCCGAUACAUGUCAAUCGAGAGGCCCACAGCUGGAUUUUCCGGUUCUGCAAUGACAGGGGUAAGCGGAUUAGGAAAGGCACGUGAUACAAGAGGAUUUAUGAGAGAUCAACCGUUGAUUAUAAAGAACAUUUCGGAAGCCACACCACAUCUGCCAUUUAGAGUCUCUCAUGAUUUCAAAAGAGAUCUUCCGAAUGAGGGUAAAUAUACCACUGACACGAACAAUGCCAAACCCAAAAAUAGUGAUAUACCAAGUGUUUCGCACUUUCUAGAAAGUAUAAGGACUAAACGAUCGACGAACAACGAUCAACCAUGGCAAUGCGCUUCUAGAAUUGUCUGGUUCGACUUAGGUGACGAUCAUUUUCCACGAUUUCUGAGAGCAGCCGAGUGUGUCUCUGACAGGUGUUGGUUUUCUCAUUACAAGUGUGUCCCAAGAGCUUUUACCGUCAAGGUACUUCGGAGAUCGAGUGACACGUGCAAACCAGUCUCUCGCAAGGCAUCAAACGGGCCCCAACGGUUCGAGCAGGAAUGGGUGUUCGAGGAGAGAGCUGUGACUUUUUGUUGUGAUUGUGCUAAGAGUUAGAUGGAUUGGUAUUUCUUAAGUUUGAAUUAACAUAUCUAAAUAAAUAUUGCUAAUAAAAUUACUUGUUCAUUAAGUUACUUUCUGUCAGUAAUUGUGAGAAUAGAUCCAAAAUGAAGUCCAGUUAAGUCCUAGCCCGGGAGCCCUCGUCACAUUUGCUCUACGGCAGCCGUACGAUGACCGUAGCUUUAAGAAUUAAUAUAGAAAAUCGGCGUCGUACUGCUUAUCCCUAUAUCUUAUGCUCUGUAUAUUUCUCUCGAUUUUGGAAAGCUACCGCCGCUCUACAGUUGCAGUAGAUUUAAUGUGACUGUGGGAUUACAUACAUAAGAAUUAUGUACAAGGGGUUAUGGGGAUUAUAUCCAAAACCGAC
This is a messenger RNA of Owenia fusiformis, 1951 nucleotides long. The record is from the annotation of a GenBank genome assembly. Lineage: Eukaryota; Metazoa; Annelida; Polychaeta; Sabellida; Oweniidae.